Molecule: messenger RNA, 1365 nt
Organism: Anguilla anguilla (European eel)
Lineage: Eukaryota; Metazoa; Chordata; Actinopteri; Anguilliformes; Anguillidae
Gene: pdcd2
Product: programmed cell death 2
Exons: 6
Coding region: 121-1227 (368 amino acids)
Cellular component (GO): cytoplasm; nucleus
Source: RefSeq, a predicted model, not a curated record
ACGAAUCUGCGCGCAGCGUCUACGCUUCCCCAUCUAUGUUCCCCACACGCUACAUGACUACGAUCAAGCUAAGCGAGUACACUGACUGUUAGAAAUCCGUUUUAUUUUUUGACAGAUUCGAUGGCAGGAAAUGAUACGCACGCAACUAAAGCUGAAACUGGGGUUGUGUUGGGAUUUUUGGAAGAGGCUGAGCCCUGGCAGCUUAGGAGUUCGCAGUUCCCUAGUAAAAUUGGGGGGAAACCUGCGUGGUUGAGCCAGGCGGACUUACCAUGCCCUGUUGCCUGCGGGAAAUGUAAUCGGCCAGCAGCGUUCCUCUUGCAGGUUUACGCACCGAUUGACGGACAAAACAGAAGUUUUCACAGAACACUGUUUGUGUUUUGUUGCACAACGCCAGACUGUUACUCCCACAACGACAGUCGCUGUUUUAAAGUGUAUAGGAGCCAGUUACCAAGGAAAAAUGACUUCUAUCCAUAUGAUCCACCUCUUGAGGAAAAGACGACGGAAACGGACAACGACCCAGUUGUACUGCAGUCCGGUGUUCAACUGUGCAGGGUGUGUGGUUGUGCUGGCCCGAAGACUUGCUCCCGUUGCCACGCUGCGAAUUACUGCAGCAAAGAACACCAGGUCAUAGACUGGAAAAGCGGACACAAGAAAGAAUGCGGGACAUCUGGCCCAGCUGGGUUUCUGAAGCACGGAUUCCUCUUCCCUGAGUUGGAGCUGGUAACAGAACCAGAGGAGGUCGAAGUAAAAGUUGGGCAGUGUGAAGCAGACGAGACACAGAAAGCACUGGAGUGCCGUGCCACAGGAGGAGACUCUUUGGAAGAGAAGGAACUCGAAGACAUGGCUAUGCAUGAGACAGAGGAGAGCAGAGUGUUUCAGAAGUUCAAACAGAGGAUUGAACUGGAGCCUCAUCAGGUGCUACGAUACUGUAGGCGUGGUUCUCCUCUCUGGGUCUCGGCCGAACACGUUCCUGAAGAGAAGGAAAUUCCAAACUGUCCGUGUGGAGCGAAGCGCAUUUUUGAGUUUCAGGUUAUGCCUCAGCUCCUGAACCACUUGAAAGUGGACAGCCCUAACGCAAGCAUCGAUUGGGGAACUGUGUGUGUGUACUCCUGUGAGGACAGCUGUGACCAGGGCCAUGGAUAUUACCCAGAAUUCAUCUGGAAACAGGACUUCACAGGAGACCAGCCUAACAGCACAACAGAGGAUGGAGAUGCAGACUGCCAGUAAAGUCUAUAUACACUCCAGACAUGUCUACACUUCAACCUUUUACUCAAAUAAAAAAAUUUAUUAUCUUGUUUGAUACAGUUGCCAGUUUACAAUGAAUGUCAUACGAAAAGCACUGGAAAAAUAAAUCAGUGUACAUAA